AUGGCGUCGACACCACCACCACCGUCAGUUCUGCGAAUUCCUCCGACUCCACGACAUGGAGCGGGUUAUGAUUCAUAUGAGCCCUAUUCUACAGGAUAUUCGACAAGAUUAGCGAGUCAGCGAGCGUCAAGAGAGUCCCGCAGCACUCCUCCGCCUUCCAAGCCUAGUUUCAGGAGCGCAAAGAAGCAGAGCAACGAUGAAUUUGAGGCCCUUUCACCCCCGGGAUCCAUUUUUAGCUCUUCCCGGAAGAAGCCGUCAAGCAGCGGUGGAUUGUUUGCUACGGCACAUUCAAAAGACGACCCUUCAAUAUCAGAUAAUACCGAUCCGUUCAGCACUGGAGAGCUGUCUCACGCCCAACAACGUCCUCUGAAAGCAUACCGGCCCACGAUGACCGACGGAAUGCUUCCCACGCCCGCCAAAACUCCACGAAAGAAGGCCAUUGGCGACGUCGCGGGCACUGCUCGCACCCUUUUCCCGACUACACGGCCUAAGAAAACCAAGAAACAUACCGGUUACUCUCUGGAUAGCUUCAUUGACCAUGCCGCCCAGCAAUCUUCGCAGAUCGAGAUCUACACGGACUCUCGUGACCGGAUCCCGGAGGUCGAUGAGAGCGAAGGGAAUCCUUUCUACAAGAACAGCGAGCCUGAAGUCCCAAGCCAAAUGACUGCACGGGCGUCUAGAAGAAGCAAGAGGGAAGAGAUGAAGCGGGAUCAGGAAGUUGACGAGGCGAUUAACCGCGAAGAUGGCAUGUUUUACGUAUUUCGAGGCAAGAAGAUGUUCCGCAAGUUCACCGACGACGUCGAAAGCGAUGGCGAAGAUGAGAAUGAUCUGGGUCUGCUGGCAGCCCGCCCUGACCUUCUGGACUCAUCUAUCACCACAAAUGUCCGCCCGUUGACUCGCUCGUCUAUCAAGCCGCGGGUGCUCUUCCCAAGCGCCAACGAUCGGGCUCCUACGGAGCAUCAUAUGAGUGACGUCGACGAGGAAGCAGCAACGGAUAUCGACGAUAACAUGCUUCACAAAGAUCUUGCAGACGACACUGAUCAUGCCACGGAUACCGAAAUGCCACAGCGGCCGGUAACUCCUCCACCCAAGUCCGAAGUCGCGACACCCCCAUCGCCCGGCGCUACAAUUCGUUCUCUACGCUCUCGAAGCAAAAGAGAGGGCACGGAACAAUGCGAAACGGCUGCUGUAUCGGACAGCAACACGAAGCGCGUCAGUCCAUUUGCAGGCUGGCUGCGCAAGAAGCAGACCCCCGCUGUUGCCGGGUCCAAGGCGAAAAAGCGAGAUGCAGAUACUGCCGCAAGUCCCGGUGGUCCUGCGACAAAAAAGACAAGGGGAAACAAAGUCGCGCCUACAUCGUGA
Messenger RNA from Aspergillus clavatus NRRL 1, 1362 nucleotides. RefSeq lists its product as uncharacterized. The transcript is spliced from 2 exons. The record is from RefSeq and is a predicted model, not a curated record. The coding region runs from base 1 to 1362 and encodes 453 amino acids. NCBI's taxonomy places the organism in Eukaryota, Fungi, Ascomycota, Eurotiomycetes, Eurotiales, Aspergillaceae.